CAUGCCUCUCCUCCUCCUCCUACUUUAGCUUCUCUUUAGAGACUAACCACUUUCACUUUCUCUCUCUUCUUCUUCUUCUAUGGAGUCUUCAAGGUUCAGAGACGACGAUUCUGACUUCAACAUCUCAGAAUGGAGCUCUAAGGCUCGUAUCUCUCGCCACAACACCAUGUCCAGAAGAUUCUUCAGAGAAGAUUCCACCUCUUUCCGAUCAAACUUCACCGUAUCCAGCACUGCUUCUUCUCCUGGUUACCCUCUCAGAGAUGAAAUCGACCCCUCCACCUACUGUUUCUCCACUGCUCUCAAAGCAUUGCAAGCCAGGUCUGGGUUACGCAGUUGGGAGUACUGUUCAUCGUCGUCUCCAGAAGGUUUUGCUUUGAAUUCAAAGUGGAGCGAAGCUGAGAAGUAUAUCUCCAAUCCGCUUUCGGGGAAAGUUCCAUUGGAAUGCUUAUCUGCAAAAUCUCGCAGUGGAAGGUCCUUCAUUAUCAGAAACUCUUCAUCUUCUUCUUCCUCCAACAGAAUCAUCACCAUGUCUGCUCCUCUCGUGUAUCCUUCAACCCACCUUCCAUUAUCAUCGUCAUCUUCUUCCACCCUGCAAUUCCCCGUUCCAGAAAAGAAGAAGCAGGGAGGGACGAGAGAUGUAGGAACUCAAAGUACACCACCAUGUCUGAGUUCAAGCAGUCCGAGUCCUGCUUCAACGCCUUCCAUUAUAGAGAGAGCAAUCAAGCGAGUCGGAGAAUCGCCCGUUUCAAAUUCAAAGACAAAAUCCGAGGAAGAUCAGGUGGAAGAAGAGAGAGAGAAAGAAAGACAAGAGACACAAACAGAAACAACAAGAAGAGAUGAAAAAGAAGAGCAACUUUGCAGCAGAAGAAGGCAAGCUGGCUGCUUCUCAUGGAUUCUCAGAGAUAAGAAAACAAAUAAACCCACAAAUAAAUAUCAUAACAAUAUCUUCCCUACUCAUCAUUUUAAGCCUUGUUGACCAAAAACAAUGAUAUACUCGUCUUUAAGAAUGACCAAGAGAUGAUGAAGAGAUUCACUCUCUUUGUUCUCAGAGGCUAUUUUCACGUUAGAGAAAGCAAAAGAUGAACAAGUUUAGGUUGAGUAGUGUUUUUUUUUUAAAAUUUUAUUUUGAGGAAAAUAGAGAGAGAGGGAGGGAAUUAUUGUUUGAUGAAGUUUGUUUGAUUAAGAGUGAAUAUGAGUUGUGGUUGUGGUGAAAUUUGGGUGACAGCUUGGCCUUCACGUGACUCAUUUUUGUUUUUGCCUUAUUGAUGUGAUAUCA
This is a messenger RNA of Prosopis cineraria, 1276 nucleotides long. RefSeq lists its product as uncharacterized. NCBI's taxonomy places the organism in Eukaryota, Viridiplantae, Streptophyta, Magnoliopsida, Fabales, Fabaceae. The transcript is spliced from 5 exons. The coding region runs from base 80 to 976 and encodes 298 amino acids. The record is from RefSeq and is a predicted model, not a curated record.